Clunio marinus is the source of this 2544-nucleotide messenger RNA. NCBI's taxonomy places the organism in Eukaryota, Metazoa, Arthropoda, Insecta, Diptera, Chironomidae. The record is from the annotation of a GenBank genome assembly.
AAUUGUUUAUGUAGUUGCGUGUUUUGAAACUUGAAAGUUAUCUUUCACUUUUUUAAUUUCGUCAAUUGUUAAUUACCUCAGUUUCUUCACUAUUCGCAAAGAAGACGAAAGUAAAUUGCUGAAAAAAUGGCUUUAAGAUUUGAUAAUCGCGUUGUAGUCGUAACGGGUGCUGGUGCGGGAUUAGGCAGAGAAUAUGCCUUGUUAUUUGCAUCUCGUGGAGCUAAAGUUGUUGUCAAUGAUCUUGGUGGCAGUCGUACGGGCGAAGGUCAAUCAAGAGCUGCUGAUAUUGUCGUAAAAGAAAUUGUUGAUGCCGGUGGUGUUGCAAUUCCUGAUUACAAUUCAGUUGUUGAAGGCCAUAAAGUCAUCGAAACAGCAAUUUCUAACUUUGGUCGUAUCGAUGUGUUGGUGAAUAAUGCUGGCAUCUUACGAGAUAAAUCAGUCGCUAAUAUCAGUGAUGAAGAUUGGGACAAGAUCUUCGACAUUCAUUUGAAAGCGAGUUUUGUUACAACGAGAGCUGCUUGGCCUUAUUUCAAGAAACAGAAAUAUGGCCGCAUCAUCAUGACCAGCAGUAAUUCCGGUGUUUAUGGCAACUUCGGACAAGCCAACUAUUCAGCUGCUAAGCUUGGUGCUAUUGGUUUAUCAAACACUGUCGCAAUUGAAGGAGCUAAAUACAACAUUCACUGCAACACAAUCGUUCCAACAGCCGCUUCAAGAUUAACUCAAGGAAUUCUUCCCGACGAAUUCUUUAAUCAAUUGAAACCUCAUUUGAUUGCACCAGUUGUUGUUUAUCUUUGUCAUGAAAAGACUGAAGAUAAUGGAAACAUCAUUGAAAGUGCUUGUGGAUGGGCAACAAAGAUUCACUUCAUUCGUGGCAAAGGAAGUUUGUUAAGAACAUCACUUGACGAUGAUGUUACUCCCGAGUUUGUCAGAAGCAAAUGGGAUGCUAUCAAUGAUAUGAGUGAAGCACGUCACUUCUCUUCAAAUACCGAAGCAAGCGCAUAUCUUGGCGACAUCAUUGAAAAAUUGAAAAACCCUUCACCAAAAUCACAAUUUGAAGAUGAUUUCAAUUUCUCAUCAAGAGAUGUGAUUCUUUAUGCAUUGGGCAUUGGAAUUUCUACAGAGGAUCAAGACAAUUUGAAGUUUUUGUAUGAAAAUCAUCCUGACUUCGCUACAUUCCCAACAUUCUCUGUUAUUCCUGGAAUCAUUCUUUCAAUGACUUCGGGACUUGCACAAAGUGCUUUGGAAAAGACCUUUGAUCUUUCACAGGUGUUACAUGGAGAACAAUAUGUUGAAUUACUUCAACCUCUUACAACUGAUGGCAAGCUGAUAACCCGUGGAAGAAUUGUUGAUGUGAUGGACAAGAAAUCUGGUGCACUUAUCGUCACUGGUCUUGACAGUUUCGACAGCAGCGGACAGCAAAUCAUUCGCAAUCAAAGCAGCACAUUUGUUGUUGGAGCUGGUAAUUUUGGCGGUAAAUCAAAGGCAAAUGAUCAAGUUAUUCCAACAAUUCCACCACCAAAUCGUUCACCUGAUUUCACUGCUUUGUGCAAGACGACGACUGAUCAAGCAGCUUUGUAUCGAUUGUCAGGAGAUUUUAAUCCUUUACACAUUGAUCCAAAUUUUGCUAAAUUGGGUGGAUUUAGCAAGCCAAUCAUUCAUGGGCUUUGCACUUUUGGUAUUUCGGUUCGUGCAAUUAUCAAACAAUACGCUAACAAUGAUCCAACACUUUUCAAAGCUGUCAAAGUUCGUUUUACAAAACCAGUUUAUCCAGGUGAUACAUUAAAAGUUGAAAUGUGGCAAGAAGGAAACAGAAUUCACUUCAGAACUUUGAUUUCUGCUACAAAUGCUGAAGUUUUAUCAGGAGCCUAUGUGGACUUAUUCAACGUAGUGAAAUCAACGAAACCUGCUCAAUCCAUUCCAGAAUCAACCUCAAACAUGGCAUCAUUAAAUUCGGACGCAAUCUUUACAGCUAUUGAAGACAAAGUCAAAGCCGACCCGGCUAAAGCUAAAGCAGUUAAUGGAGUUUUCUUGUACAAAAUCACAAAGGAUGGCAAAGUUGUCAAAGAGUGGACUUUGGAUUUGAAAAAUGCUGUUGUGAAACAAGGAACCCCAUCAGGAAAGGCUGACACAACACUCACAGUCAGUGACGAUGACUUUGUCGACAUUGCGUUGAACAAGUUGAAUCCACAAACAGCAUUUAUGAAAGGAAAAUUGAAGAUUCAGGGCAAUAUUAUGCUGGCACAAAAAUUAGGCCCAUUGCUUAAGACAGACGCGAAGUUAUAAAUCGCUUUUAGAUAAAAGACAAAGUUAAGAGCUUUUGAUCAAUUUUUAUCUUAUGGGAAAGGCGUUAAGGGAUCGUGCAAGCUUUACACGCAUGUUGUAUGUAGGUUCUUUGAUUUCCAGUAAACAGAAGUUUUUAAAUAUGUUUUUAUUAUUUCUUUCAAAGAAAGUUCAUUUUUUAUUUCAUAUCAGUUUAUGGGGUUUGUUGUAAUGGUUCUUUUCCUAAUAAAUUCAUAAAAAAGAAGAUUCUUUUUAGAUACAUUG